CAUCACUGCACUAACCCCACACCCCCUCUCUCUCUCUCUCCUUCCUUCUUCCCCACACUGAUGCAACUCCAUUGCUCCCCAUCUUCUCCUUAAUCAUUGCUUUGCUCUGCCACAGGAGAGAGCUCACUCUCACUCUCACACUCUCUUGGGGUGUUGUGUUGCAAAAAGAAAAGGAGAGAAGAAAUUGAGAAUUUUUUUUCUUGGAUAGUGUUUAAUGUGUUGUUGUGAAUGAUGAUGGCAUAGGGGUUGUUUUGGGAUGAGGGGUGGUAAUAGCUGGAUCUCUCUUUCUUGGGUUUGGAGCUGCACUUCAGGGAGGAAAGAUCCAACCCCAGAUGUCAUCCUGCCUCCUCCUCACUCCUCUUCUUCUCCUGUGAAGGUAGUUUGCCGGAAUUAGAUUUUCAUGUAGGUUGAUAUCCCGUUGCUUUGGUCACCAUUGGCUUUGAAGCCAUAAAAGUGUUCAGAAUCAAAGGGGUGCUGUUCUCUUGUCUUGAUUGGAUCUGAUGGAGAUGAUGUCGCCAACGAAUCCGAUGCGCAAGUACUCGUGGUGGUGGGAUAGUCAUAUAAGCCCAAAGAACUCGAAAUGGCUUCAAGAAAAUCUCACAGAUAUGGAUAGCAAAAUCAAGCGUAUGAUCAAGAUAAUCGAUGAGGAUGCUGACUCGUUUGCAAGAAGAGCAGAAAUGUACUACAGAAGGCGUCCAGAGUUGAUGUCUUUGCUGGAGGAGUUAUACCGUGCUUACCGAGCUUUAGCUGAAAGACAUGAUCAUGCUGCUGGGGAGCUCCGAAGCGCCCAGCGGAAAAUGGCGGAAGCAUUUCCUGAUGAGUUUCAGUUAGACUUGGAUGAUGAUUUGCCAGCUGAAACCUUGUCUACAGAAACUGAGGCUGAUAGUCGUGACAUGACACCAUUUUUCCUCUCUUUCAUAAAUUCUGGUGAUUCAAAAAAGCGUGCCAAAGAUGACCAGGAACAUGAGAAGCUGCAGAAAGAAAUAUCGAGCUUGUCGCAGGAAAACCAAGAACUCAAGAAGAAGAUCUCUUCAGUGUUAGAAAAUAGCGACAGGGCCGAAUCUGAAGUUGCUUCCCUCAAGGAGGCCCUUGCACAACAAGAAGCCGAGAAGGAAGCUGCCUUUUCACAAUGCCAACAAUCCAGUGAUCGAUUACAGGCCCUCAAGUCUGAAAUACUGCAAACCCAGGAGGAGUUCAAGAGAUUGAAGGAGGAGAUGCAAAAUGGACUGGAGAAUUUGAGCACCGCAGAGGAACGCUGCCUUCUUCUUGAAAGAGCUAACCAGAAUUUGUAUUCGGAGCUAGAUAAGCUGAAGAAUGACUCAAAAGAGAGGCAUGGAGAACUCAAUGAGAAGCACGUUGAGUUGGAAAAGCUUAGCAUAUCUAUACAAGAAGAGCAACUCAAGAGCAUGCAAGCCGAAAUGACACGGCUAUCACUGGAGAAGCAACUGGCACAAGCCAAGGAGAAGCUAAGAAUCUUGACUCUUGAAAAGAAUGGUGAAGCAAGUAAGUUUAAUGACAUUGAAGCAAGCAAAGUUAGACUUCAAAAUGAUCUGGACAAGAUUCGCGAAGAGAACCGUAAGCUGGAGGAGCAAAACAACUCUUCGAUCUCAGCAAUAAUUCGUCUACAGGAUGAAGUAAUUUCCUUGAAGAAUGCCCAGCGGCUACUUGAGGAAGAGGUGUCUCGGCAUGUGGAGGAAAAGAAGGUGCUUCAGUAUGAGCUUUCCCAGCUCAAGGAUGACAAGGGUGACUCCGAGAGGAAACAUUUUUCGAUCAAGGAACAAAUACAGGUGGUGAAUUUCAAUGUGGAAUCCCUCCAAGCACUUGCGCAAGAGGUAAGAGAUGGGAAUGUUGAGCUUAAAGAGACCAUCAAGCAUCACGAGGGUGUGAAAGCCCUGUAUGUUGAUAAUCUGAUGCAGCUCGAGAGGACGUUGGAGAGAAAUGCUCACUUAGAGAGGUCUUUGUCAGCUGCAACCACUGAGGUUGAAGAAUUGCGAGAGAAGAAGGUUGCAUUGGAAGAAUCAUGCAAGCACCUCAAUUCCAAGAUUAAUGGCUUCCAAUCUGAGCGGUCCAUGUUCAUUGCACGGAUCGAGGGCAUUUCUCAUACAAUGGAGAAGCUAUCAGAGAAAAACGUAUUCCUGGAAAAUUUGUUAUCUGAAAACAAUACCGAGCUUGAGAUCCUCAGAAGGAAGCUGAAUGACUCGGAAGAGUCCACACAUGCACUACUUAAUCAGAAUUCUGUACUUCGAUCUGAAAAGAGAACCCUUGUGCGUGAGGUGGAUAGCAUGAAUGGUGCCCUACUCAAUCUGGAGGCCCAGUUCACGGAGUUAGAAGGACACCACCUGGAUCUUCAGCAGGAGAAAAACAAGGCAAGCAGUGAAGUGAUCAUGCUACAGGAGAUGUUAAGGCUUGAGAGAGAGGCGCACAAAGAACUGAACUACUCAGGCAAGACUCAGUUCAGUGCUGUACAGAAGCAGUUAAGCUUCCUGCUCGAAGAAGGCCGUCGUAGGGAGAACCAGCUUCAAGAUGAGGAGCAUAAGAUUGUUGAAGCUCAGAUGGAGAUUUUCGUCUUGCAGAAGUGCUUAGGUGACAUGGCAGAGGCAAAUUCUGAUGUCUCAGGGCAACUGCAGAAGCAGAAAGAGCUAUGCGAAAUCCAGGAGGAGAAAUUAACCUUUUUGACAGAAAACAACCAGAGGUUAACGGAAGGAAUUGGUUCUGUGAUGGAAGAACUACAUUUGGAUGAUAAAUAUGGAUCAUUGGAUCUAAUGAAGCUUGAUGUAAUCGUGCAGCUCAUCUUGCAUGAGAUCAAGUGCUUGCUGAAUACUAUUUCUGAUGCUCAGGACGUGAAGCAAAACCAGAUCCUCGAGAAGUCUCUUGUCGUCACGCUUUUGGAGCACUUUGGACGCGAGGUGGCUGAUCUAAGGUCAGAGAGGAGUGUUCUGAGGCAAGAGUGGCAGGCGAAGAGCGAAGAGCUUCUGCAGCUGCAAAAUGAAAGGCACGACCUCAUGAAGAUCAGCUGCGAGUUACGGAAGGAGAUGGAGGCUCGUAACCGUAGGGUUGAGGAGAUGAAAGGUGAGGCAAAAUUCUUGGUUCGACAACUCUCAGAGCUGCAAGAGUCGCGGCAGUCAUUGCAAGCUGAAGUCAUCAAGCUGAUUGAAGAGAACUCCUCACUGUCAGGCAAACUUUAUGACUCCAGGGAGAAAGAGAAGACGGCCAACGAUGAUUUCAAUACUCUCCUUGGUGAAGCAAUCAGUACAGACAUCCUCGGUGUCGUUUUCAAAAGUCUUCAUGAUGAGAGGACAUCUCAGCUGCAGUCUUUGCAUGAAGAUUUCGGGUCUCUCCAUGCAGCAGGCAAUGAGCUUUACCAGGAGAUCAAGCUGAUGAACAAGAAGCUUGGAGACCUGCAACUCGAGAACAACUAUCUCGAGAAGGAACUCAGUAAAACCAUGAGCAUCUGUGACAGCUCUGGUUCAGAAAUCGGCGCUGGGAGAAGGCGUACUAUGCGAAGAGACACAAAGCUAUUGAAAUCUGGCAGGAAGAGCCAGCAAGAGAGCACGGUGAACAUCGAACAGCGCAAAGAGAUCGACCACGCUGGCCUUGAGAAAUCGAAUGAGUUGUUGAGGGAGAAGCUCCACAAGCUGCAGAGCGAGGUGCAGGCACUCAGAAGCAAAGAACAGCCGGUGAUCGAUGUCAAGUCCUGCGAUGCCGAGAUCACAAAACUGCUUACCAACAUGCAGAUGGCCACUGCCAACGCGGCUCUCUUCAAGGAGAAGGUGCUUGAGCUCAUCGCGUCGUGCGAGAGCUUCGAGAUAAGCGAGAUGGUGCAGAAGGAGGUCCUGAAGGAGGAGAUCACCCGGAGGAACUCCUACGUGAAUGCGCUCAAGGACAAGCUCAACGCCGUCGAGAUCGAGAACAGUAGGCUGAAGGUUGAUCUCAAUGGUGACUUCACACUGUUGGGAGCAUUGCAAACUGAAGUCAGUGCCCUGGAGAAGCAAACCAUGUCACUGGCCAAAGAUUGCUUACCAUCAAAUAAGCUCAGGAUGGAGGAAUUCUCGGUGUCACCGCAGCUGUCCAAGAUCGCGGUGAAGCCCAUCCAUGGUGAGCCGAACGCGACGAAGAUGGUGAAGGACAUGGAGCUGGAGAAGCUGCACGGGACGAUCAAGGCGCUCCAGAAGGUGGUCACCGACACCGGCGUCGUCCUCGAGCAGGAGCGCCUCGACUUCAACGCCAACCUCCUCGACGCCCGCCGCCAGAUCGACCUCCUCCGCCUCCGCGACGACAUGGCCGCCGCCGUCGACGACAGCGACGCCGCCAGCGACCCAGCCGCCGCGGCCUACGACCGCCGCUUGCUCAAGGACAUCCAGCUCGACCUCGUCCAGACCACAACUCCGACCAACCGGAGCCGAGCUGCCACCGCCACCGCCACCGCCGCGGCGUCAUCGCAGCGUCACCACCGGAGGAGGAACGGCGGCUCGACGGAGGCGCCGCCGCUUGGGCUGUGGAGCGUGGUCAGAGCGAGCAGGCGGCGGCAGCAGGAGGAGGGUGGCGAUGGCGAUGACGACGAUCUCCGGCCGCCGCAGAGCGAGGCGUCGGCGGAGAGGGGUCGGAGGUCGUGCUCGUCGGAGGUGAGCCAGCUCACGGUGGUAAAGGAUCUUAGCGUGGACAAGCAGGAGCUCCUCCUCCCGCCGCGGCCGCCACCACCCGCCAUGGCGGAGGCGCCACACAGGGAGUGGAAGAAGAAGGUGAUCGAGCGGCUGACGGCCGACGCGCAGCGGCUGGUCGACCUGCAGUCGAUCGUUGGCGAGCUCCGGGCGAGCGCGGAGGCGGCGCCCGAGCUCGACGACGUCACCGCACAGAUGGUCGACGCCGAGUCCGCCGUGGCGCAGCUCAUCGACACCAACGGGAAGCUCCUCCGCAAGGCCGAGGAGUUCACCUCCGCCGACGCCGCCGGCGGCGCCGCCGGCGACGACCUCCGCAGCCGCAGCCAGCGCAAGAUCCUCGAGCGUGUCCGCAAGAUGUCGGAGAAGAUCGCGCGGCUCGAGCAGGAGACGCAGCGCUUCCAGCACGCGCUGCUCCGCCACGAGGAGGAGCGCGCCACCCGCCGCGCCGCCGCCGCCGCGGCGACGGCGGCGGCGAGCAGCGGCAAGUCGUCCGCCGCCGUGCAGCGGCGAUCGUCGAGGGUGCAGCUGGUGGAGUACCUCUACGGGCGCCGGCGCGACAGCCGCCGGCAGCGGCGCGGGCCGUCGUGCUGCAUGAGAGCCAAGGCCAUCGACGACUAACUCUAAUCAAGAAUCUCCAUGGAUGGAUGGACAAAGCAAGAAGCGUUUAAUUUUUAUUUACUACUUCGUUUUAAUUUCAUUUUACCCAGUUUUAAUUAAUCAAAAGUGAAAAACUCGUAAUCAUUUUAAUGUCGUGGGGGUGUAGGGUAAAUAAUCUCGUGGACUAAUCCUAGUUUCGUGCUCUUAAUCAUAUAUAUAUCAUGAACUUCGAUUAAGCAUCGUUGUAAAUGGUUAAUUAAUUAGUAAUUUUUCCUCCUCGUUAUUGUAAAUUAA
Molecule: messenger RNA, 5549 nt
Organism: Oryza sativa Japonica Group (Japanese rice)
Lineage: Eukaryota; Viridiplantae; Streptophyta; Magnoliopsida; Poales; Poaceae
Product: protein NETWORKED 1A
Molecular function (GO): actin binding
Source: RefSeq, a predicted model, not a curated record